AUGGUAGACAUGCGCAAACGGUUCCGCGGCAACCAGCCCUUCCAUCUCGCCAAGGAGACAGACAGUGUUACCGGCGAGGUCGUCGAGAAGAAGAAACCGGUUCCUCAGCUCUACGCUGGUCGGCCGGCGUACCAGGGUGUCAAGGAGAUAAGCGGCGACGAAGUGCAGAUGGACCCUGAGAAGACCAGGGGUUUGUAA
Molecule: messenger RNA, 198 nt
Organism: Trichophyton benhamiae CBS 112371
Lineage: Eukaryota; Fungi; Ascomycota; Eurotiomycetes; Onygenales; Arthrodermataceae
Exons: 1
Coding region: 1-198 (65 amino acids)
Source: RefSeq, a predicted model, not a curated record